AUGGCCAAAGCAGCGGACGGCAGCACCGUCCAAAAGCCUGCGCUCAUUUCGCGUUCAAUUGAAUCAAACUCUGAUGUACAAAACAACAAAACGAACUCGCCAGAAUCCCGCCAGCGUUGGUUCCACUGGCAUGAGCCAGGCACUUCAAAGGCCGACAAAAAGCUGAUCUUCAAACUUGACUGGUUUCUCCUCAGCUACAGCUGUCUAUGCUUUUUUAUCAAGCAGUUAGACGGGAACAAUGUCUCUAAUGCCUAUGUCUCCGGUAUGCAAGAGGAGCUCGGUUUUGGACCGGGGAAUGAACUAAGCUGGAUGAACACAUACUUCAGCAUUGGUGCCAUCCUCGGAGGUCCGAUCUCGAACCUUGCUUUGACAGUAAUUCGUCCGAGAUACUGGCUUCCUAGUUGUCUUUUCAUAUGGUCUCUUUUGGUGUUGUUCCUAUACAAAUGCAACACUGCAUCCGCAUUCUACGGUCUUCGAUUCUGUAUCGGAUUAUUCGAAUCUGCAGCCUGGCCCGGAAUCCAAUAUGUCCUUGGAUGCUGGUAUCGUCGAUCGGAACUUUCGCGUCGGAGUGGUCUCUUCGUCAUGUCCGGAGUACUGGGACAAAUGUUCUCGGGUUACCUGCAAGCAGCAUUGUUUAAGGACAUGGAUGGAAAAGCCGGCUUGUCUGCGUGGAGAUGGCUUUUUAUCUUUGAUUUCAUUCUUGCCAUCCCCGUGGUGAUAUACGGCUAUAUCUUCUACCCAGACACACCCCAAAACACCACUGCAUUCUAUCUCUCUGACUGGGAAAGAAAUCGCGCUCGGGAGAGGAUCGACGAAGAAGGCCGUACUCCGGUUGGAAAGCUAGAUGCCUCUGUCUUUAAGCGCAUCUUGGGGUCGUGGCAACUGUAUGCUUUCUCCAUUGCAUACGCCUUCUGGUCCUUGACCUGUGGGUCAUAUGUGAUGCAAUUCUUCGGGCUUUGGCUCAAGUCACUCAAAACAUAUACGGUACCCCAAAUUAACAACAUUCCCACGUCAAUGGGAGCCAUAAACUUUGUCUUCAUGAUCGGCACUGGAUAUGUCGCUGAUAAGAUUGGAAAGCGAGGGCCCGUAUGUUUCGCAGUUGGGUGCCUUCUAACAUUCUGCUUUGCAAUCUUCACCGCAUGGCCAGCCUCCAAUGAAUUGAAAAUGGCCGCUUUCAUUAUCUCGGGAUGUUACGGAUGCUAUACACCUUUACUUGCCGGAUGGGUUAACGCCUCAUGCGGUGGAGAUCAGCAGCUGCGAGCAUUUGUCCUGGCUUUCAUGGUCAGUCUGGGAUCGGCUGUUGUAAUUCCUUUCCAACAGCUCCAAUUUCCGAGUGGACAGGCGCCAAGAUUCACAAAGACACAUGGCUGGGUUAGCGGGCUGUGUUUCGUUGUGGCGUUAAGUCUAUGGACUGGAUUUGGCAUCGACAUUCUUGAGCGCGUUGUGACGCGUGGGAAGCGCAAGGAGCGCAUAGAGCAGCUAGCGGAGGAAGAAAACAAUCUUUAG
Penicillium salamii is the source of this 1506-nucleotide messenger RNA. NCBI's taxonomy places the organism in Eukaryota, Fungi, Ascomycota, Eurotiomycetes, Eurotiales, Aspergillaceae. The record is from the annotation of a GenBank genome assembly.